GAGCGGGCGGCGCCGGCGUGAGGCGGACUCGGCUGCUGGCUGCGGCGCAGGCCGGGCGAGGCCGUGUUUCGCUGUUGGCUGGUGAAGAAUGGGGGAAAUAGAAGGGACUUACCGAGUCCUGCAGACCACAGGGACACGCCUGGGUGCCCAGAGCCCCGCCGGAGUCAGCACCCUGGAGCCUGGGCAGGCCCUCUCUCCCAGAGCGCAGGAGAAGCACCUGCACAUCAGAGUGAAGCUGCUGGACAACACCGUGGAAGUCUUUGACAUUGAGCCUAAAUGGGACGGCCAGGUAUUACUGACACAAGUUUGGACGCGUUUGAAUCUGUUAGAAUGUGACUACUUCGGACUGGAGUUUCAAAGCAUGCAGUCCUACUGGAUUUGGCUUGAACCUAUGAAACCCGUCAUCAGGCAAAUACGAAGGCCAAAGAAUGCAAUGCUUCGCCUAGCUGUAAAAUUUUUCCCACCUGAUCCUGGUCAGUUGCAGGAAGAAUAUACAAGAUACUUGUUUGCCUUGCAACUUAAGAGAGACCUGCUGGAGGAGCGUCUGACCUGCGCCAGCACCACCGCGGCCCUCCUCACGUCCCAUCUUCUGCAGUCGGAAAUAGGAGAUUAUGAUGAAACCCUGGAUCGAGAGCACCUCAAAGCCAAUGAGUAUCUGCCCAGCCAGGAGCACUGUCUCGAGAAGAUACUGGAAUUUCAUCGGAAGCACAUGGGCCAGACGCCUGCUGAGUCAGAUUUCCAGGUGCUUGAAAUUGCUCGAAAGUUGGAAAUGUACGGCAUCAGAUUUCACACGGCUUCUGACAGAGAAGGAACCAAGAUUAACCUGGCAGUUUCCCACAUGGGUGUCCUCGUGUUCCAGGGCACCACCAAAAUCAACACUUUCAACUGGUCUAAGGUCCGUAAACUAAGCUUUAAGAGGAAACGGUUUCUUAUCAAACUCCAUCCAGAGGUUCAUGGACCUUACCAGGACACAUUAGAAUUUUUGUUGGGUAGUAGAGAUGAAUGUAAGAACUUCUGGAAGAUUUGUGUGGAGUAUCACACCUUUUUUAGACUUUUUGAUCAACCUAAGCCAAAAGCGAAAGCCGUCUUCUUCAGCCGGGGCUCCUCCUUCAGAUACAGUGGAAGAACUCAGAAACAGCUAGUAGAUUAUUUCAAAGACGGUGGAAUGAAGAGAAUUCCAUAUGAAAGAAGGCACAGCAGGACCCAGAUGUCUGUCCGUGCGCUGACUGCAGCUGUGCCAAAACAGAGCAUCCCAUUCAUGGAAGGAUUGAGGACUUCUGCCUCCCCAUCUUCAGCAAAUGCCUCCUUUUACCCGCUGCCUACCUCCCCUUUGACUCCCUCCAGCCUGCCUGAUUUCAAGGACAGCAGCAGCUCCCUUACAGACCCCCAGGUUUCCUACAUCAAGAGUCCAGCUGCGGAGAGGAGCAGCGGAGCAGUGGCCAGAGGCCCCAACGUGCAGCCGGCCCAGUCCCCUGGGCCCCUCGCACUCCAGCCUGGUUCAGGCCUUUCCGUGGAUAGUCCUCAGCCUUCUCCCUCCAGCCAGAAGAGCCCCCUGAGCCUGAGCCCUGCGCUCCAGGUGACUCUGGGCCCAGCCGAGCAGGGCCCAUCCCCCCUCCUGAGCCCUGUCCUCAGCGAUGCUGGCGGAGCCAGGAUGGACGACGAGGACGAGCCGAAACCCAAGCGCACGCCUGCCGACGAGGCCUAUUUCAUAGCAAAGGAGAUUCUUGCUACAGAGCGAACAUACCUGAAAGAUUUAGAAGUUAUUACUGUGUGGUUCCGCAGCGCAGUGGUCAAGGAGGACGCCAUGCCUGCAGCGCUGAUGAGCCUGCUCUUCUCCAACAUCGAUCCCAUCUAUGAGUUCCACAGAGGCUUCCUGCGUGAGGUGGAGCAGAGGCUGGCACUCUGGGAAGGGCCCUCCAAUGCCCACACCAAAGGUGGUCAUCAACGAAUCGGGGACAUCCUGCUCAGGAACAUGCGACAGUUAAAGGAGUUUACCAGCUAUUUCCAAAGACAUGACGAGGUCCUGACAGAACUGGAAAAGGCCACCAAACGCUUUAAGAAGCUGGAGGCGGUGUACAAAGAGUUUGAGCUCCAGAAGGUUUGCUACCUGCCGCUCAACACAUUCCUGCUGAAGCCCAUCCAGCGGCUGGUGCACUACCGCCUGCUGCUGAGCCGGCUGUGCGGGUCCUACGCCCCCGGGCACCACGACUAUGCCGACUGCCACGACGCCCUGAAGGCCAUCACAGAAGUGACCGCCACGCUGCAGAACAGCCUGGUGCGGCUGGAGAACCUCCAGAAGCUGACGGAGCUGCAGCGGGACCUGGUGGGCGUGGACAGUCUCAUCACUCCCGGCAGGGAGUUCAUCCGGGAGGGCUGCCUGCACAAGCUCACCAAGAAGGGCCUGCAGCAGAGGAUGUUCUUUCUGUUCUCAGACAUGCUGCUCUACACCAGCAGAGGCGUCGCGGGGACUAGCCACUUCCGGAUCCGGGGCCUCCUCCCGCUCCGAGGCAUGCUGGUGGAGGAAAGCGAGAACGAGUGGUCCGUGCCCCACUGCUUCACCAUCUACGCGGCGCAGAAAACAAUCGUGGUGGCGGCCAGCACUCGGCUGGAAAAGGAGAAGUGGAUGCUCGACUUGAACGCCGCGAUCCAAGCCGCCAAGGGCAGUGGCGACACAUCCCCCUCUCUGCCAGGCGGCACCGUGUGUGCCCACACCCCCGGACGCCCCGACGAGGCUGCUCUGGAGCAGGAGUCGGAAGAAGAUGCCCGGGGCCCCUGCAGCUCCCUGGAGGGGCAGCAGCACCGGGCCAACACCACCAUGCACGUGUGCUGGUACCGCAACACCAGCGUGUCCAGAGCUGACCACAGCGCGGCUGUCGAGAACCAGCUUUCAGGAUACCUGCUGAGAAAGUUCAAGAACAGCAACGGCUGGCAGAAGCUCUGGGUGGUCUUCACCAACUUCUGUUUGUUCUUCUACAAAACUCACCAGGACGACUACCCGCUGGCCAGCCUCCCGCUGCUGGGCUACAGCGUGAGCGUCCCGAGGGAGGCCGACGGCAUCCACAAGGACCACGUCUUCAAGCUCCAGUUCAAGUCCCAUGUCUACUUCUUCCGGGCCGAGAGCAAGUACACGUUCGAGAGGUGGGUGGAGGUGAUCGAGAAGGCCAGCAGCUCCCCUGGGAGGCCCCCGAGCCUCGCCCGGGAGUGCGCGCAACGCUCCUCCAGCCCACAGGGGCCAUCAGGGGGAUGGAAGAACGAAGCUCAUCCUACCGAGGACACGCCGCAGAAUCUCGGGGUGUGAGGUGGCCAAGGAACCGAGUCCUCCCAGAGGACAGGAGGCAGCUGCGGCCUCACCCUGUCGGGUCCGCGACAGUGCAGGUGGGCCUCACAGUGACACUGGGGGGGCUCUGUCCCUCCCAAGAGCCAGUACAGGCCCACAGGCCUCAGGACACCGGGAAGGACGUGCAGGUCUCAAACUUGGCGCUGUGGGUGUCAGACCACGCCCAGGCUCGCCCCGUCCUCCCCUCCCCAGAGCAGGGCCCUGCUGGGGAUGGGCCUGGAACAAGCUUGGGGCGGGCGGCUCCACAUCCCCACCUUCUGUCCCGGGAGGGCCGAGGGCCCGUCUGUCUGGAUGACCAAAUGGCAGUGCCCGGGGCCUGGCCUGUGGGUCACCGCUGAGCGAGAGUCUGGGCGGGGGGAGAGGUCCCUGUAUUUAUUGUCCCCACGUUCCUUCCAACGGGAAGCAGACAUACAACCCCUUUGUUCACGCGUGUCUGGUUAAAAAUAAACCGCAUCGCCCCACCCACCUGUGUGCUCUUCUCUGCCUGUGACGCGGACUCG
Propithecus coquereli (Coquerel's sifaka) is the source of this 3837-nucleotide messenger RNA. It is a transcript of the gene FARP2, whose product is annotated as FERM, RhoGEF and pleckstrin domain protein 2. Gene Ontology annotation, molecular function: cytoskeletal protein binding; guanyl-nucleotide exchange factor activity. The coding region runs from base 89 to 3298 and encodes 1069 amino acids. Gene Ontology annotation, cellular component: cytoskeleton. Lineage: Eukaryota; Metazoa; Chordata; Mammalia; Primates; Indriidae. The record is from RefSeq and is a predicted model, not a curated record. The transcript has 27 exons.